AUGUCGACAAGAAACUCGAAAAAAACUCUCAGGGCCAAUUUCGAAGCUAAACAACUAAAGGCCGAAGAGGAAGAAACACAGAGUAUAAACCCGAAAAUUCUGCUGGAAAGUGAAAGCAUUGCAACAGUUCGGAAAGAGAACCUGUUCAGUUCUGAGGUUACAGAGUCCGAGCAAGAUAUCAUUGAUAAACGGGUUGCUCUUCAACAGCGUCACUAUGCGGAAUUUGAAAAACGCGAGUAUGAACGCAAAGCCAAAAAAAUUCGCGAUAUAUUCGAGUUUUUAAUUGACGAUGAAAUUAAAGCUGCACUGUCGGAUUGUGAGAACGACGAGGAAGAAGUCAUCGUUCGAAUGACACAAAAUGGAUAUUUACAUCAGCUCCGAAAGAAACUAUCGGAAAAGCAAGGAAAGAUGUCUUGUAAGCAAAUCGCCAAAGACACAAGAGAUGUGUGGGAGGAGGGUGUGGUUGGUGAAGAACAAAAGGAAGCGUACGAACAGCUGUUAAAGAAGCGUAAAGAAACUCUUAGAAAGACUUCUGGUUUAUCAAGUAAAAACCAAUAUCACCGCAUGAAAGGCCGUCUCACACUCGACGAAGCUCUGAAACAAGUGCAGGAUAAUAACAAAGAUCUGGAAAAGGCUUUUGAGGGAUGGUCCGAAGCUCGCAUUAAAGCAUACAAAGCAAUUGAAACGAAACCAAAUACUUACUAUUAUCGAUUCAAUGCACCAGGGGAAGAGCAAAAGAAAGGGCCAUGGACAGAGGAGGAAGAGAAGCUCUUUUUUCAGAGACUUGAAGAAGUGGGAGCAGAUGGGCAAUGGGGUCUCUUCUCGAUGGCCAUACCAGGACGCGUCGGAUACCAAUGCUCAAAUUUCUACCGUCUACUUAUCGAAACCGGACGUAUCACCGAUCCUAAUUACGUGCUUGAUCCAAAAGGCAAAGCUCACUAUCUGUUUAGCACCAAAAACAAACAAACUGGUGUGACAGAGAAAACUUUUCGAACUCAUGUGAAACAUGGAAGUAGGAAUGCACGCGCAAGUGGUGGGUUGUCGAGCUCUAGUUCGGGUUCGAGUUACACUUUGAAGUCGUGGAACACUUCUAAGAGGACCAAGACAAGAGCAUCUUCUAGUAAAGAGGAGAGUGGAGAGGAAAUGGAUCCGUAUAUGCAGCAAAGGAACGAGAAUCCUUUGCCAGGAUUUACAGAUCCGAUCACUUUGGAUGAAGUGGUCAAGCCAGCAAUGUCGCCUUACGGACAUGUGAUGAGUUACGACAGCUGGGUUCGAUGCCUUUCGUCCGAGCCGACGAAGAAUAUUUGUCCGUUGACUAAAAGACCUCUGACAAAGCGAGAGCUUAUUAUCUUGACUGUAGACAAUAUCGAUCAGUAUAGGUCAGCAUCACACACAUCCGUGAAGAACAAAAUCGUGAAUAACCCUUAUUAA
Paraglomus brasilianum is the source of this 1431-nucleotide messenger RNA. The record is from the annotation of a GenBank genome assembly. Lineage: Eukaryota; Fungi; Glomeromycota; Glomeromycetes; Paraglomerales; Paraglomeraceae.